Molecule: messenger RNA, 1179 nt
Organism: Ooceraea biroi (clonal raider ant)
Lineage: Eukaryota; Metazoa; Arthropoda; Insecta; Hymenoptera; Formicidae
Product: deoxynucleoside kinase
Biological process (GO): nucleobase-containing compound metabolic process
Cellular component (GO): mitochondrion; cytoplasm
Molecular function (GO): deoxynucleoside kinase activity; ATP binding
Source: RefSeq, a predicted model, not a curated record
UGCCAAAGAUGGAGAACAGGUUUUCCGGCGCCUCGUGCGUGGAAUAUGGCGGUCUCUGCUUUGGGCGGGAAACACACUCGUGCAGCAUGCCAGUUCUGCCUCGCAGAACAUUACCGUCGUUGUAUCUUUACAGUUACGACGCGCGUUUCUGUGGUGUUACGUGAAGAGGAUAACAUAAGACGUAAGAAGAGACCUAAUCGUGCUUCGCAGAUAACUUUAGGGAAUCACUAGCACCUUGCUGCAUACAUAAAUCGAUAAAAGGAGGUAAAACGAGCUCGUUCAUCCUCAAGAUAAUUGCCAUAGGUACUGUUGUAUUUACGAUAAUCAAGCAUACCUUUGUACCUCGUGUUGAGUAUUGAAUAUGAUGAUGAUUAUUACGUGACAAUUGAUUUGUUACGUGGAGACAGUGGGAUUGUUUAAUAGGAAGAAGUUGCAGUACACUGCUCGAGAAAAUGGCUUCUCCACAAAAGCUCUACAAAGCUCCAUUCACAAUUUGCAUAGAGGGAAAUAUUGGAAGUGGUAAAACGACAUUCUUGAAUCAUUUCCAAAACUUUAACAAUGCUACGAUUUUGCAAGAGCCAGUGGAGCUGUGGCAAAACAUAGCUGGCGUGAAUUUAUUGGAUCUGUUCUACAAGGAUUCAGUACAUUAUGGUUUCAUGUUCCAAUCGUACGCUCAAUUAAGUAGAUUACAGUUGCAUACUAUGAGCACACCAUCGCCGUACAAAGUUAUGGAACGAUCCAUAUUCAGCUCACGAUGCUUCUUGGAGAAUAUGAAGCGUACAAAUAUGAUAAAGGAUGUAGAGGCAACGAUCUUGGAACAAUGGCACGAUUGGUGCAUGGAAAGCACCAAGAUAAAAAUCGACUUGAUAGUAUAUCUAAGGACAUCACCUGAGGUGGUAUAUCAGAGAAUGCAAUUGCGUGCGCGCAAGGAAGAAGAGGCCGUAUCGUUGGAGUAUCUGAGACAGAUACACGAGAUUCAUGAAGAGUGGCUGUGUAGGCAGACUUUAUUUUCUCUACCGGCGCCGGUUAUGAUCGUAGACGGCGAUAAAAGUCUCGAGGAAAUGGUGCCGCAAUUCGAGAAGUGCAAAAAUCAGAUACUUAACAGGAAAAUUGAUGACAAACGCGGUACCAGAACCACGAUAGUUCAUUAAAACACGGUUCUCUUUAUGCAAUAGUAAC